This is a messenger RNA of Sphenostylis stenocarpa, 3255 nucleotides long. Lineage: Eukaryota; Viridiplantae; Streptophyta; Magnoliopsida; Fabales; Fabaceae. The record is from the annotation of a GenBank genome assembly.
AUGGAUUUGAUGUAUCUUGGAAGUGAGCACUGUGUUUACCCUUCUAUGUUGUUCCACCUACGGCCUUUCUCCCUCCAAACCUUGUUCAAGCGUGGCUUCACCCCCACUCCUAAUCCCAUCAACCGCUUCCUCCUCUUCCUCUUCCACCUCCACAAGUUCAACCUAAUCACCCACUUCUUCUCCCAGCUGCAGACCAACAACGCCCCCACUAAUCCGCGAACCCUCUCCAUCCUCACAUGGGCACUCCUCAAAUCCCACAAAUUCGAACAAGCAGAACAAUUCAUGCACUCUCACGUGCAAAUAACUCAUCCCUUCAUGUGGGAUACCCUCAUCCAAGGCCUCUGCACUCAACGCCACGAUCCCGACACAGCUCUCUCCGUUUUGCAGCGUUGUGUGAGGGACCGUGCUGUGAUACCUUCUUCUUUCACCUUUUGUUUGAUAGUUCAUGAAUUGAGCUCAAAGGGGCUGAUGGGUAGGGCCGUGGAGGUGCUGGAGUUGAUGGCUGAGGAUGGAGUCAGGUACCCUUUUGAUGAUUUUGUCUGUAGUUCCGUGAUUUCUGGGUUUUGUAAGGUGGGAAAACCGGAACUUGGGUUGGUUUUUUUUAAGAGUGUUACUGAUUGUGGCGGGUUGAGGCCCAAUGUGGUGACUUGCACGGCUCUUGUGGGGGCUCUUUGUAAGAUGGGGAGGGUUGGUGAAGUGUGUGGUUUGGUACAGUGGAUGGAGAGGGAAGGGUUGGGAUUGGAUGUUGUUUUGUAUAGUGCUUGGGCUUGUGGGUAUGUUGAGGAGAGGGUUUUGGUGGAGGUUUUAAGGAGGAUGAGGGAAAUGGAGGAGAAGGGUAUAUGCCAUGAUUGUGUAAGUUAUACUGUGCUUGUAGAUGCGUUUUCCAAGCUAGGUGAUGUGGAGAAGUCGUUUACUUUCUUGGCCAAGAUGAUAAAAGAAGGACAUAGACCUAAUAAAGUCACAUACAGUGCAAUCAUGUCUGCUUAUUGUAAGAAGGGUAAGGUUGGGGAAGCGUUUUCUGUUUUUGAGAGGAUGAAAGAAUUGGGAAUUGAAAUUGAUGAAUAUGUGUUUGUGAUUUUGAUUGAUGGGUUUGGAAGGAGAGGGGAUUUCAAUAAGGUGUUUAGUUUGUUUGAUGAAAUGGAGAGGAGCGGGAUCAGUCCCAGUGUUGUUGCAUACAAUGCUGUGAUGAAUGGUUUAUCCAAGCAUGGGAGGACAUUUGAGGCAGAUGAGUUAUCGAAAAAUGUUGCUACGGAUGUAAUUACAUACAGCACACUGUUGCAUGGGUAUACUGAAGAAGAGAAUAUUCCCGGGAUUUUGGAGACGAAAAGCCGAAUAGAAGAAGCUGGGAUUGCUAUGGAUGUUGUGAUGUGUAAUGUACUGAUCAAAGCCCUGUUUAUGAUGGGGGCUUUUGAAGAUGUUUAUGCACUUUACAAAGGAAUGCCUGAAAUGGAUCUGGUUCCGAAUUCAGUUACUUACUGCACAAUGAUUGAUGGGUAUUGCAAGGUAGGUAGAGUUGACGAGGCACUUGAGGUAUUUGAUGAAUUUAGAAAGACUUCAAUGCCAUCACAUGCAUGCUACAAUAGUAUUAUUAAUGGUCUUUGCAAGAAUGGUAUGGCAGAAAUGGCUAUUGAGGCAUUACUUGAACUCAAUCACGCAGGUCUCGAGUUGGGUAUGGGUACAUUUAGGAUGUUAAUGUACACAAUUUUUGAAGAAAACAAUACAAAAGAGGCUUUAGAUUUAGUUUACAGAAUGGCUGGUUUGGGACCAGACAUAUAUAGUGCUGUAUGUAAUGAUUCCAUCUUUUUAUUAUGUCAACGAGGAUUACUUGAUGAUGCAAAUCAUAUGUGCAUGAUGAUGAAAAAGAAAGGUCUAUCUGUCAUGGGCAAGUCUUAUUAUUCAAUUUUGAGAGGGUAUCUUAGUAAUGGAAAUAUGGAGAAAAUUCUGCCGCUUUUGAAUAGCUUCCUGAAAGAAUAUGGUCUAGUUGAUGGAAUGGUACAAAAGAUACUUGCGUGCUACCUCUGUAUGAAAGAUGUCAACUGUGCCCUUCAAUUUAUUGGAAAAACAUUGGAUAACUCUUCAGCCAGCAUUUUUCCUGCCUCUAUUCUCAAGAUUCUCAUAAAGGAGGGUAGAUCUUUAGAUGCAUAUAAGCUUGUCACAGAGACUCCGGAUAAUUUACCAGUCACAUAUGUUGAUUAUGCAAUUGUUAUUGAUGGCUUGUGCAAGGGAGGAUAUCUCAAUAAAGCAUUGGAUCUCUGUGCCUUUGUUGAAAAAAAGGGAAUGAAUUUAAACAUUGUCAUAUAUAAUUCAAUCAUAAAUGGAUUGUGCCAUGAGGGAUGCCUUAUUGAAGCAUUUCGGCUAUUGGAUUCAUUAGAGAAACUUAAUUUGGUACCCUCUGAAAUAACUUAUGCUACAGUAGUUUAUGCUCUAUGUAGGGCGGGAUUUUUGCUAGAUGCAGAGCAUGUUUUCAGGAAAAUGGUCCUCAAGGGCUUUCAGCCUAAAGUACAAGUUUACAAUUCAUUACUUGAUGGCAUUUCUAAGUUUGGAAAAUUAGAAAAGGCAUUUGAGCUUCUUAAUAAUAUGGAGAAAAAUUAUAUUGAGCCUGACAGUCUGACUAUAAGUGCUACAAUUAAUUGCUAUUGCCAAAAGGGUGAUAUGCAAGGAGCCCUUGAAUUCUAUUAUAAUUUCAAGAGGAAAGAUGUAACACCUGAUUUUUUUGGGUUCUUGUAUUUGAUAAGAGGUCUUUGUACCAAGGGAAGGAUGGAAGAAGCCAGGAGUGUUUUGAGAGAAAUGCUCCAAUCCAAGAACGUGGCAGAGUUAAAUAACAUAGUCAACAAGGAGGCUGUUACCGAGUCAAUAAGUGAUUUCCUUGCCACUUUGUGUGAGCAAGGAAGGGUUGAAGAAGCUGUUACAGUUCUCAAUGAAAUUGCAUGUAUACUUUUUCCUCUUCAUAGGUUGUCCACUUAUAAUCAAGGAUUCCAUAAACAACAGAAGAUUUAUGAAUCGAAGGAUUUUGGUUCAGAAUGCUCAAGCAUUCAACCCUCCUCUUGCAAAAGUGGUUUGUAUCAUGGAUCUUGUGAUGACAAAGAUGCAAGUAAUCUUACAGCAAAUAAUGGUGGUUAUAUGACAAGAUCCCAAAUGCAUGGCUUUGACUUCUAUUAUUCUAAAAUUGCUGCACUUUGCGCCAAAGGAGAGCUUCAGAAAGCAAAUCAAUCAGCAAAAGAAAUGCUUUCUGAUCUGACGGAGUCCAUGAACUGA